This is a messenger RNA of Cyclocybe aegerita, 1149 nucleotides long. The record is from the annotation of a GenBank genome assembly. NCBI's taxonomy places the organism in Eukaryota, Fungi, Basidiomycota, Agaricomycetes, Agaricales, Hemipholiotaceae.
AUGUACUGGAAACCUUUGGUAUCCACUCUCUCUAUUGCCAGUUCAGUCUUGGGAAAGAUCCUCUAUGCAGGGGUUAACGAGUCUGGUGGCGAAUUCGGCGUGUGGUCUCCUGGAAACGUGGGAUUCGGUCUUCCUGGUCGCUUCAACGUCGAUUAUUCCUUUAUCAACAAGACAACUGUCGACAUAUUUGUCGAUGAAGAGAAAAUCAAUGUCUUCCGGGUCACUUUCCUGAUGGAACGAAUGUGCCCUCUUUCCUACGGCCUUGGAAGCCGAUUCAACGAGACCUACUUCGUUCAUUUCGCUGACGCUGUAAAUUAUAUAACUAUCGCGAAGGACGCGUACGUCAUCAUCGACCCCCACAAUUACAUGCGGUACAAUGAACCUUCCCAACAACCAUUUUCGGGCAGCGUCAUCGGCAAUUCCUCCGACCCUACCGCAGCCACCACGAAGCAAUUCCAGCAAUUCUGGUCCGAACUCGCCCGGCGUUUCGUCCACAACCCUAAAGUCAUUUUCGGAAUCAACAACGAGCCGCACGACAUGCCCACCGAGCUCGUCCUCGAGAACAAUCAAGCGGCGAUAAACGGGAUACGCGCAGUAGGCGCUCGACAGCUUAUUUUGGCCCCUGGCAAUGCUUGGACGGGUGGACAUUCGUGGACCGAGAAGAGCGGCCCCGCCGGAGAGUAUGCCCCGUCGAGCGAGGUCAUGAACAACCUGUUUGAUCCUGUCCACAACACCGCUCUGGAUAUUCAUGAGUACCUCGAUAUUGACUUCUCAGGCUCUCACGAUGAGUGCGCGCAACCUGGACCAUCGAAUUUGGCAGCUUUGACGGCGUGGCUGAAGGAAAACAGGAUGAAAGCUAUCAUCAGCGAAUUUGGCGGUGGAAACAACCAAAACUGUAUCGACAUGCUCAAUGAGAUGUUGGAAUAUAUCGCUGCAAAUGACGAGUACAUUGGAUGGGUGGCCUGGGCUGCUGGCCCAUUAUGGGGAACUGCCUCUCCUUGCUGCGGACCAAGCACAGGAAGUCUGGAGCCCGGCGGCGUGACGGUUAACGAGACGCCAAACGCCUUCGAGACGGUGUGGCCUGCUGCUCUUAAGCCCAACAUCCCCGUUAGAGGUCUGAAGCGCUCUGGAAUCUCGAGUCUCCGUUAG